Molecule: messenger RNA, 768 nt
Organism: Botrytis porri
Lineage: Eukaryota; Fungi; Ascomycota; Leotiomycetes; Helotiales; Sclerotiniaceae
Exons: 4
Coding region: 1-768 (255 amino acids)
Molecular function (GO): protein binding
Source: RefSeq, a predicted model, not a curated record
AUGUCGCGCACAAAUUUGACCAUGCAUCCCUCUCGUAUGCUACAACUAUGUGGUGUCAGCCUGGGUGUCAGAAUUGCUCUUUCGAAGUCGGGUAAAACCUUCAAACCCGAAUUGAAAGCAUACAGAGCUAUUGCAGACGAUUCGACAAUCUUCAGACUCUGUAGAGGUGGACGCACAGAUGCCAUUCGAUAUCUCUUCGAUGAAGGUCUCGCUUCUCCACGUGAUACUGAUUCAUAUGGUAGAACACCUUUGAUGUUCGCAGCAUCUACUGGGCAAUUAUCAACAUGUAAAUUUCUCGUCAAUGAAGGAGCUGAUGUAGAGCUCCGAGACAUACAAAACGAUGAUCUUGGGUCAUAUGCAUGUGGAACGUGGACUUACGGUUAUGGAAAGGGCAGAGUCCCCUUCGGCUUCUCACACAGUGAAAAUCGGGUCCAGGUGCCUUGCGAUAUUCGUAUCGAAGUGCUCCGAAUGUUUCUCGAACGCUACGGCAGAGAAUUGUCUUGGGGGAUUCUAUUGGACAAAUUGCAACUCAAAAGCGACUUAUCCAGCGGCCUCGAAGACAUACUGCGGGAACGAGAGGAAGAUCUUAUUAGGUUUCAGAGUAUUGAAGGGCGCACUUGUUCAUGUUAUGGUGAGCUUGGAAUGUCUUAUGCUACUGAGAAUGAGCGGAUUAUCGCUCGCUGUGACUUAUACUACGAUCCCCUCCGCCGAGCGGCAACAGAACGCGAAGCAGAGGUAGAGGAUUCAAUUUUUCUUUUAUCUAUUUAA